Messenger RNA from Bacillus rossius redtenbacheri, 3681 nucleotides. RefSeq lists its product as uncharacterized. The transcript has 24 exons. Lineage: Eukaryota; Metazoa; Arthropoda; Insecta; Phasmatodea; Bacillidae. The record is from RefSeq and is a predicted model, not a curated record. The coding region runs from base 15 to 3551 and encodes 1178 amino acids.
UAUAUGGCCGAAAAAUGAAGAUAAAGAUGGUCGCCAGGACAUCCUGCUCGGAGCCCGCGAGGCCAGCUGUCGACGAGAUGGUAGCCCGGGUGCCCGCUCUGCUGUGGGCGCUGGCUGCGGCAGCCUCCUGCGUCAGCACGGAGUCUUCAGCGCGGCGCACGAUGGCGGAGUUCGUGACGGUAGACAUCUCCCAGGGCAGACUGCGGGGCAAGAGAGUCACCUCCGAUGCCACUGGGAGCACAUUCUACAGCUUCAGGGGCAUUCCUUACGCCAAGCCACCAUUGGGGCCUCUCAGGUUCAAGCCUCCACGGCACGCGCUGGCGUGGACCGGCACCAGAGACGCCCUGGAGGAGGGACCCAGCUGCCUGCAGAACGACAUGCGCUCCGGCGAGCUGAAGGGCAGCGAGGACUGCCUGUACUUGAACGUCGCCACGCCUCAGUUGCCCGAGACCUCGCCCAAGCCCGUCAUGGUGUUCAUCCACGGCGGCAAGUUCAAGGGCGGCUCGGGAUCCAUGGACACCUUCGGCCCCGACUUCCUGGUGGCCCAAGAUGUCGUCUAUGUCUCCGUCAACUACCGCAUCGGAGCUUUCGGUUUCCUGUACCUGGAAGGUGCUGACGUCACAGGAAACAAUGGGUUCAGGGACCAGGUGAUGGCCUUGAAGUGGGUGAGGGACAACAUCGCUCAGUUCGGGGGAGACCCUAGCAAUGUGACUAUCUUCGGGCAGAGUGCAGGAGCCGCUAGUGUUCAUUUCUUAAUGUUGUCGCCACUUGCCAAAGGACUGUUCCACCAGGCCAUCUCGCAGAGCGGCACGGUGUUCAUCGGCGCAGCGAACCUGGCGGUGGACGAGGCAACCAGGAGGACGCGCAGCGUUGCCAAGUUGCUGGGCUGCUCCUACGAGGACGCCGGCGACAUAGCGGACUUCCUGAGGAGACUUCCCUCCGAUACGUUCAUCAGCAGCAGAGACAAGAGUCGCGCGGGGGACAAGCUGCAUCAGGAACUGAGCGAGGCCUUCUACCCCAGCUACGAGACCGGCCCAGCGGCCUUCCUGCCGGACACCCCCAGGAACCUCCUGGAGAGCGGACGGUUCGCGAAGGUCCCGUACAUAAUCGGCAUCACAUCGUCUGAGAAGAUUGGCAUGGUGCUAAUGCGCAUGUCUUCCCCAAAGCGAUCAGAAGUAGACUUCAUGUCGAUGGUCCCAAUCGACCUCAUCAACGAAAUCACCGCAGAAAAAAGCAAGGAGGUCGCAGAACAUCUUAAGGAAUUCUACUUUGGCGACAAGCAACUGAAUGACGACACAAUUAUGCAGUUAGUGAAUAUGGACUCCGACAUGGACUUCGUGUUCCCCAUGCACCGUGUGGUGCGGCAGAACGCGAGGUGGUCCCCGCAGCCUACUUACGCCUACAUGUUCGACCACGCGGGCCCACCAGGGCCCGGCCCAAUGGGCCCACCAGGGCCGGGCCCGAUGGGCCCACCAGGCUCCGGCCCGAUGGGCCCGCAAGGCUUUGACCCUAUGGGCCCCCCUGCGAUGCUCCCCCCUGACAUUCUCAACAAGUACCCUGGAGUGGGACAUGGCGGAGAGUUGCGAUACCUGUUCCAUAGCGCUCGAAGACCGCCCUUCCCCCCAGGCUCCGUCGACGCUGCCCUGCGAGAUAAGAUGGUCAAGAUGUGGACGGACUUCGCGAAAACCGGCUGUCCGACGAGCGACGCGCUGAACGUCACGUGGCUGCCGGCGACACAAGACAAGGAGCGCUACCUGAGGAUAGACGGGGGCUUCACCAUGGAGAGCGACAUGUUCAAGAGGAGGAUGGACUUCUGGGACGACUUGUACGACCAGUUCCUGCCGCGGAGGGACUAUGCCAAAAACAACCUGUUGCAUCGAGCCACCCGCCCACUGAGACGCCUCUUCAGAACGUCAUUUAGUUACUGCCAUAUUAUGAUGUUGGAGUUCGUGACGUUGGAAGUCUCCCAGGGCAGACUGCGGGGCAAGAGAGUGACGUCACCCACAUCUGGGGCCACCUACUACAGCUUCCAGGGCAUUCCUUACGCCAAGCCUCCAGUGGGACCGCUCAGGUUCAAGCCUCCCGAGGACCCGGAGCCCUGGACCGGAACCAGAGAUGCCCUGGAAGAAGGGCCUAUCUGCGUGCAGGUCGACAUCUUGUUUUCUGACGAGUUGGUCGGGGACGAGGACUGCCUGUUCUUAAACGUGUACACGCCACAGUUCGUGACGACGUCGCCCAAGCCGGUGAUGGUGUGGAUCCACGGAGGGAAGUUCAGCAUGGGCUCGGGGAACUGCAACAUGUUCGGCCCGGACUUCCUCGUCGCGCAGAACGUCGUCGUGGUGACAAUCAACUACCGCCUCGGAGCUCUAGGUUUCCUGUACCUGGAAGGUGCUGACGUCACAGGAAACAAUGGGUUCAGGGACCAGGUGAUGGCCUUGAAGUGGGUGAGAGACAACAUCGCCCAGUUCGGAGGAGACCCCGGCAAUGUGACUAUCUUCGGGGAGAGUGCAGGAGGCGCUAGUGUGCACUACCUGACACUGUCACCGCUAGCCUCUGGACUGUUGCACCGGGCCAUCGCGCAGAGCGGCUCCGUGUUCAUCGGCGGCUGCAACGUGCCGGUGGGAGCGGCCAAUCAGAGAGCCCGCCGCCUCGCCAGGGCGCUGGGCUGCAGCUCCGAGGACCCGCGGCAGGUAGCGGCCUGCCUGCGCUCCGUGCCGGCCGAGCAGCUCGUGGCGGACAAGGCCAAGGCUCGAGACAACCAGGAGCUGCACGGAGCGAUACUCGACCAGUUCUUCCCCAGCCACGAGACUGGUCCAGAGGCCUUCCUGCCAGACUCCCCCAGACGGCUGCUGGAGAGCGGUCUCUUCAGCAAGGUGCCCUUCAUCACAGGGGUCACUUCGGCCGAGGGGAAGGUUUACUUCAUCGAUACAUUAUUGCUCACGAGGUUGUCUGACGUGGACAGGAACUUCACGUCAGUGCUGCCAAUGGAACUGUCCGAUAACCUGGACGUCGAGACGUGCAACGAAAUCGCAAAAUGCGUGAAAAAAUUCUACUUCGGCGAGAAACCUCUGAAUAAAGAUACAGUUGCCCAGUUUAUCGACAUGCAGUCGGACCUGGAGUUCGUGUUCCCGGCCCACGAGGCGGCGAGGCGGCACGCCCAGUGGUGCCAACCUGCCGCCACCUUCGCCUACUUGUUCGACCACAGCAGCGCCCCCGGGUUCGCUUUCAUGAGCACCGCCGUCGACCAGGUCCCAGGCGUCGUGCACAGCGGGGAGCUGCCCUACCUGUUCCACGGGUCCAUAGGCCGCAGCUUCCCGCCUGGGUCGCCCGACGCGGAGAUGAGGAGCAAGAUGGUGAAGCUGUGGGCGCAGUUCGCCAGGACAGGGAACCCGUCGAGUGAUGUCGUGAACGUCACUUGGACUCCCGUGACCACAGAUAAACAAAGCUACUUGAAGAUAAACAGAGGGUUCAAGAUGGAGACUAACAUGUACAGGCGAAGGAUGCAGUUCUGGGAAGACUUGUACAGGAAAUAUCUGCCCAAGAAAAAAUAGUGUUGUAUACAUUUGCAGUUACUCAAAACUGGAUGUCAUUUUAUGUGACGUGUACUUAAAAAAAAUUGUUAUUGUUUUUGUAUCAUCAACGACAUCGCGAUAUUCCCAAAAAAAAAUAUGUCAAAGAAAA